AUGAGGUGCAUGUGCCGGAAUGAAUUGACCCACACGGCGGUGCUGGUGGUGGCGGUCAUUCUGGCCGUGGCGGUCGAGGGAAAAUUGGCAGCCCGCGGCAAGUACGAGAUGAUGGCCGCUUCAAACAAAAACACCGAUGAGCGCAGCAUGGUGGAUAACGUGAAAAUGAUGUUCGGCGGCGGAACGAACAGGGCUCCGGCCCACGAUACACCCUCGAGUUCCUGCAGUUGUCGCUGUGGGGAAAGAAACGACGCAUCCCGCAUUGUCGGCGGCCAGCCAACUGGUAUCAAUGAGUUCCCCUGGAUGGCACGGUUAAGCUACUUCAACCGGUUCUACUGCGGCGGCAUGCUGAUCAAUGAUCGAUACGUCCUAACGGCAGCCCAUUGCGUAAAAGGUUUCAUGUGGUUCCUGAUUAAGGUCACCUUCGGUGAGCACAACCGAUGCGACGAUACGCUACGACCGGAAACCCGCUUCGUGUUACGAGCAAUCGCUCAGAAAUUCAGCUUUCUCAACUUCGACAACGACAUCGCACUGCUGCGACUUAACGAUCGCGUCCCGAUAACCGACUUCAUCCGGCCGAUUUGCCUGCCGACAGAUCCAUCGAAUACCUACGUAGGUCGGAAUGGAACCGUGACCGGCUGGGGAACCCUGAAAGAGGAUGGCAAACCAUCCUGCAUUCUGCAGGAAGCGGACGUCCCGGUGAUCUCCAACGACGUGUGCAGUAGUGAAACCAACUACACGUCGUCGAUGAUUACCGACAACAUGAUGUGCGCAGGUUAUCUUGGCGUUGGUGGUCGGGACUCUUGUCAGGGCGAUUCCGGUGGCCCAUUGGUAGCGGAACGGCAGGACAAACGAUACGAACUCAUCGGGGUGGUAUCGUGGGGCAAUGGCUGCGCGCGGCCCUACUAUCCGGGAGUUUACACCAGAGUGACGAAGUACCUGGAUUGGAUCAAGGAAAACUCCAAAGAUGGCUGUUUUUGCAGUGAAUGA
Messenger RNA from Sabethes cyaneus, 990 nucleotides. Its product is annotated as venom protease-like. The transcript has 4 exons. Bases 1 to 990 code for a protein of 329 amino acids. Gene Ontology annotation, molecular function: serine-type endopeptidase activity. Gene Ontology annotation, biological process: proteolysis. The record is from RefSeq and is a predicted model, not a curated record. NCBI's taxonomy places the organism in Eukaryota, Metazoa, Arthropoda, Insecta, Diptera, Culicidae.